Micropterus salmoides (largemouth bass) is the source of this 2398-nucleotide messenger RNA. It is a transcript of the gene chst7, whose product is annotated as carbohydrate (N-acetylglucosamine 6-O) sulfotransferase 7. The transcript has 2 exons. Gene Ontology annotation, molecular function: chondroitin 6-sulfotransferase activity; N-acetylglucosamine 6-O-sulfotransferase activity. Gene Ontology annotation, cellular component: Golgi membrane. The record is from RefSeq and is a predicted model, not a curated record. Lineage: Eukaryota; Metazoa; Chordata; Actinopteri; Centrarchiformes; Centrarchidae. The coding region runs from base 89 to 1357 and encodes 422 amino acids. Gene Ontology annotation, biological process: N-acetylglucosamine metabolic process; carbohydrate metabolic process.
UUUACUGUAGAGACCGCGGUGCUCACAAAACGCUGUGCAGACCCCCCAUUGAAGAAGCUAGCCAGCCCCCCCUUCCCGGCGUAAGGAAAUGAAGAGGAGGCUACAUAAGAAAUACUUGAUUUUGAUCCUGGCAUAUUCAGGUCUACUUCUGCUAAUCCCGUACGUGUUAGAUUACCGGGAUAAAUCUCUUCAACGCGCCAGACAGGGACUGCCGCAGCAACAAGCCAGAUGCCCAGAUUUGGAGAACACGGUGGCCCUUCUCUGGGAUAACGGUUACAAACAAAACGGCAGCGAGGCGACUGAGCACGCAGUCAACCGGAGUCAGACUCGGAUACACAUCUACCUGCACGCCACCUGGAGGACUGGCUCCUCGUUUUUGGGGGAGCUGUUCAACCAGCACCCCGAUGUUUUUUACCUGUACGAGCCAAUGUGGCACAUAUGGCAGGCUCUGUACCCGGGGGAUGCGGGCAGUCUCCAGGGCGCAGUGCGUGACAUGAUGAACGCCCUGUACCGCUGCGACUUCUCUGUCCUCAAACUUUAUGCCGGCUCGCAAAACAUCAGCACUUCGUUCAUAUUCGGCUGGAAAAUGAACAAGGUCAUAUGUUCGGAGCCGCUGUGUGAUGCGCACAAGCGACACGAAAUAGGACUGGUGAAGGAGGACCAGUGCGCAAAGUGCCAGAAGCGGGACAUUAGGGAGCUGGAGAAGGAGUGUAAAAAAUACCCGGUGAUGGUGAUCAAAGGAGUCCGUGUUUUGGACAUGAGCACGCUGGUUCCUCUGAUGAAAGACCCCGCGAUCAACCUCCAGAUCAUUCAGCUCUUCAGAGACCCGAGGGCCGUGCACAACUCCCGCCUGAAGUCCAAACAGGCCCUGGUGAAGGAGAGCAUCCAGGUGCUGAGGAGUAAGAAGCAGACCGACAAGUACAAGCGGCUGCUGGUGCCGAGCAACAGGGUGAACCGGGCUGAGAGUUACGUCUCCAGCGCGAUGGAGCUCAUCUGUGACAACUGGCUCAGUGACAUGAUGCUGGUGAUGAACGCGCCUCCCUGGUUGAGGAGGAACUACGUCCACACCCGCUACGAGGACCUGGUCCUGCAACCCAUGCAGGAGCUUCAGAGGCUCUACCGCUUCGCCAACCUCUCCACCUUCCCUGCCCUGGAGAGGUUUGCGCUGAACAUGACACACGGUCAGGGGUAUUCAUCAGACAAGCCGUUCUUGAUCUCAUCUAGGGAUGCAAAAGAGGCUAUCUAUGCCUGGAGGGAGCGACUCAAUGUAGAGCAGGUGAAUCAGGUGGAGGCCUAUUGCAGCGAAGUCAUGAGGCAUCUGGGGUAUGAGAAAAACAGCAAGGACAAAACCACAUGAGGAUGUGCCACCGGGAAUAGAUUGGUUAAGGGGCCUGAUAUUCAAGGCUGAGGGCAAAAGGUGGAAUAACAAAACAAGCAGCUGGAAUGUGGUCUGCCGAGAGCUCGCAAGCAGCACUACUGGGUUGUUUUCCUUCUGCUGAAUCGGGUCAGUGAACUGGAGAAAAUCCCAAGUGGAAAGAACAGCCAAUCACAGACAGAUUCAUUUGAAACGGGGAGGCAGCCGCUUAUUUUUACAGUGUUACCUGUUUAACACCAGCGGAAAGAGAAAAUGUGGAAGAGGAAACAAUCAAGAAGACAGAGAUGAGGCUGGUGUGUGCUGCCGUUACUCUGGCCUGCUUCUAUCCUUCUGUCCUUUUUAGUAGCACUAAUCCCCCUCGCAAAUCCCCUGCAGGCGAGGACCAUAAAAAGCCAGAGAUGGGUCCUUCUUGGGAGAUGAGUGCCAGAAUCCACGGGGGGCAGCGUCGGGUUCGCUCUCACCUGCGUGACUUAUCCGUCCAGCCUAUGAGUAAGUGAGGCAGUAAUUUUGAGCAUUACUGGCAUUUAACAGCAGUUGGCUCACUAACAAUGCCAAUCUAGAUGCUUUGAAAGAAGAAACUACAGUAUUUUCUGGAAAAGAGGCCUAACAGAGGAACUAUUGUUCCUCCCCCGGCCCCUCAGGAAUCCACACAGCUGCGGCGCCCCACUGACAAAACACUCGCAUUGGUGUGACAUUUUCUAAUAUCCCACAGACGUGUCUUGGAGAGCUGCCUCUGUCCUCUUCCAGUGAACUUUUUAAGCAGGUUCUCACAAACACAACAGACGGUACUGAAUGAUAUUGUGCUCCAUUCUUAACUGUUUUUAGUUUUUGUCUAAAAUACUGUAAAAUGCUGCGACACCCCUCUGGUUAAGAAUGUGUUGAGAUGGGGUACGAAGUUUACCAGCAUCCACGUGUUCAACUUUAGAAGUUGGUUUUGUAAUGAUUGUUCUGGGUGAAAUACCUGAAAAAGUUAAUAAAGAAAUAAUUUUAAGACUAUUUAAACUGACUUCAAGAAAAACUGGA